AUCAAUACAAGUGGCAUUUUAAUAAACAGGAGUUUUAUUUGUUAACUAUUGAAAGUUUAACCAGCAUUACUUAGAAGGCAGUUCAGUUAUUCUUGUUCCGCACUGCUCUUGUAGUUUAAUUUAAGAACUAUUGAUGCAAAACUCGGGUUGUUGAAGCCGGAGGAGGGAGGGUGGAGGAAGGGUCUGCUGCUUUUCUUGGAUACAAAUUUGCAUUUUUUCCAAACAUUAAACAGAUGUAUGCAUUCACUUGAGCUUUCACAUAUAAUCUGCCUUUAAGAAAAUACAUACCAUAUGAGAUGAUAGCGUUUUUCUUUAAUAUGCCGAAUCUAAAGUACUCAACUGUUGGGGUGAUUGUAGUGAGGUGCAGACCACCCAACCCCCAAGCAAAAUACACACAUAUAUGCUUCUUAUAUUCCAAGGAAAAAAUUUUUCCGACACUUAAAUAACACUUCUAGCUAUAAGGAAAGAAUUGCCUGGGCAAUUUGGGGGUUAGAAAGAGGACAGUGUUUGAAAAGAAAUUAAAAAUUGCUUUUACGAUUAUAGCAGGAAUGUCAGCCUGUCUUUGCUGCCUCUGCCCUCCUAAUGGCUUUUUAAAAAUGCAAUUCAGUGGCUACAAUUUUUUCUGUUGUUUAUUAGAUUUCAUGCUGGAAUGCAUAUGAGUAUUUUUUCCUUUAAAAUGAACACUGAAAGGAUGAUUUUGUUUUGACACCCCCUCCUUUGUUUCACUUGAAAAAAUGAACCAAUGAGAAAUGGAGAUUGUAACAUGUAAUUGAUACCAAUUUAUUGAAGAGCUAUUCAGAUGAAAUUGUAGUCCAGAGUGGCAGUGCUUUAAAAUUUUAAAUAGAGUCCUCGAUUGAUUGUGUUGUUCUCGGGAUGGCAUGUAUCUUCUUUCCAGUAUAAUCCCAGAUACGUAAUUUAGAAGCAUUAUAUUUUGAGAUAAAAUUUUCUUCCCUUUCAAAGCUUUUGGACCCCCGAAUCUCAUUCUAAAACAAGAGACCAUCCCCCCAAACUUAAGUUGAUACUGUGUUUUGGGUGUUGGCAUUUUGAGUAUUUUAGAUGUGUAAUUGUUGGUCUCCCAUUCACAUUACAUAAUUUGGUGUCUUGUGAUGAAUAUUUUUGGUGAGCGUGACUAAAUUCAGGGUUAUGUUGGAAAAGCAAACCCCCCCCCCCCCCCCCCGCAAAUGGAAUCAACUUUUAAAAUUUGAGUCCUCCGAAAUCUUCCAAUUUAACAAACAUUUAUUGGGUGCCUGCUUUUUGCACUAUUGAUACCAUGCACUCCACUGAAUGAGAGUAGCAGGUUGGCACUGGGCAAGGAUUAGACGCUGCCUCGGACCACGUGGACUGGUGUUCUUGGACGCUACUGACAACACGGCUCUGACAGUGUUUCAUGACAAUGGACGGUGACAGUUCCACAACAGAUGCUUCCCAGCUCGGGAUCUCUGCAGACUACAUAGGGGGCAGUCACUAUGUCAUACAGCCUCACGAUGAUACUGAGGACAGCAUGAAUGACCAUGAAGACACAAAUGGUUCAAAAGAAAGUUUCAGAGAACAAGACAUAUAUCUUCCCAUUGCAAAUGUGGCAAGGAUAAUGAAAAACGCCAUCCCUCAGACAGGGAAGAUUGCAAAAGAUGCCAAAGAAUGUGUUCAAGAAUGUGUAAGUGAGUUCAUCAGCUUUAUAACAUCUGAAGCAAGUGAAAGAUGCCAUCAAGAGAAACGGAAGACAAUCAAUGGAGAAGAUAUUCUUUUUGCCAUGUCUACCUUAGGCUUUGACAGUUAUGUAGAACCUCUAAAAUUAUACCUUCAGAAAUUCAGAGAGGCAAUGAAAGGAGAGAAAGGAAUUGGUGGGGCAGUCACAACUACAGACGGACUAAGCGAAGAGCUAACAGAGGAGGCAUUUACUAACCAGUUACCAGCUGGCUUAAUAACUGCAGAUGGUCAGCAACAAAAUGUUAUGGUUUACACAACAACAUCAUAUCAACAGAUUCCUGGUGUCCAACAGAUUCAGUUUUCAUGAUCGGAAGAAGUGGUGGAGUGGGAAGUACACAGAAGCAGGAGAGUCUGUGUGAUUCCCAAGCCAGAGUCAUUGGAAGGAAAGGACUGGUGAAAU
Artibeus jamaicensis (Jamaican fruit-eating bat) is the source of this 2107-nucleotide messenger RNA. RefSeq names its product nuclear transcription factor Y subunit beta (gene NFYB). Gene Ontology annotation, cellular component: CCAAT-binding factor complex; nucleus. Bases 1388 to 2014 code for a protein of 208 amino acids. NCBI's taxonomy places the organism in Eukaryota, Metazoa, Chordata, Mammalia, Chiroptera, Phyllostomidae. Gene Ontology annotation, molecular function: RNA polymerase II cis-regulatory region sequence-specific DNA binding; protein heterodimerization activity; DNA-binding transcription activator activity, RNA polymerase II-specific. Gene Ontology annotation, biological process: regulation of transcription by RNA polymerase II. The record is from RefSeq and is a predicted model, not a curated record. The transcript has 8 exons.